CUCCAGGGGCUUCAAUCAGCCUUAAUGAAAGGCAAAAGGCAUGACAUAAUUCCAACCCCACAUCGACAUUGAUCUUCUCGACUUCCUUAAGGCUUCAAAAGGCUCCGAUGUUGAGACCAGUCGGGUACCUCAUUGGGGGUCACGAGGGUGGCCCGGAGCCCUGUCCAUAACGCGAUCCGCGCCUGCGGGAACACGAUCGCCUCUGAAGGAGGUGACUGUACUCGGUACUGUUCACCAAAUGAGCUUGCAGCUCUGAUCGUGGCGAAGUCAACACGUGAUAUGUGCUUCAAGCAUCCCAAAUUCAGCCUCUCCCCAGGCACCUAUAUUGGAAGAGAGGAGAUGAUAGGCUGGUUCGCUGCUCGAAAUCCCUCGGACUUCUUCCAACCAAAUGUCAGUAGGACUUUGACCCGUCACGGGGUUGCCGGAAAGGGACCUAUCUCAGACUUUCCGUCGUUCAUAGGUUCAAGGCAACUCUACAAACGUGUGUUUCAAAAUGUCUUCAGUUUCGAGGCUGAAUUAUCAGAGCUCGGCAUUUCCGUUCAAGCUCGUUCCCAGAAAAAAAAUGGAGUUGUACUCGACUCUGUCAGCACUCCUUCAGGCAACGAAAAGACGAAAAGAUUCUCGGUAACAGGAUGUAGGGAUUGCGGAUCCACCUAUCUCCCUGCCAAGUUGGUGGGAAGCUUACAGAGUUGGACCAAUUGUAAGGCCAACUAUGAAGAACUAGUUGAAUCCUGGAACCACCAAAUGAUUUCAUCAAAUUAACGCAUUUGCUUCUAGUGGCUGUCAGGCGUUCGAGUAAACAAUUGACCCAUGUUCCACGGAACGUUAGAGAAA
Messenger RNA from Hyaloscypha bicolor E, 834 nucleotides. RefSeq lists its product as uncharacterized. Lineage: Eukaryota; Fungi; Ascomycota; Leotiomycetes; Helotiales; Hyaloscyphaceae. The transcript has 2 exons. Bases 280 to 762 code for a protein of 160 amino acids. The record is from RefSeq and is a predicted model, not a curated record.